CGUCGUCGUCUUCCCUCACCGCUGACUGCACCGUACAACAUCACAAGCUAUCGACUGCGCUCCGCCUUCCCUCCAGGAGGAGCACUUCCCUCGCGUCAACUACCCUCCUUUCCUUUCCUCCGAUCUCGCAAGUCUCCGGCGAAAUUCGCGUCCUUCAAUUCUGCAUCGAAGCAGCGGCGUUCGAGCUCCGAUUCCGUAUAAAUCGCCUUCUACGAUGUCAAAGCCCUCCUCGCGAUUGCUCCAAGGCGUUCUGACAUUGCAUCGCCACCGCCACCAGCUCCACCUCCCGAAAUCGUCCCCCGCCGGCGCGCAUUCCUCCUCCCACUUCGCCACCGCGGCCGUCGAUCCCGCCGCCGCCGCCCGCUCCUCGUCGCCCCCUCCUUCUUCUCUCCCCCGCCCGUUUCCUCUCUCCUAUCCGUCGAGCUCGGCCGCCGGCACCGCGCGGAAUUCGUGCCAGUCUAGAGCGUUCGGUUAUCUCGCCGCGUCCGAGGUGCUCCCUCCUAGGGCGGGCCAGGCUCUGUCGAAGAGCUUCUCAACGGUGGGACUCGGUCCGUUGAGAUUGAAUUGCUAUGGGAUCAGGCAUUUCUCGUUCCAAAGCUCGGGGAACGGGGGUUUCGCGAAGAAGGUUUUCGAGAAGCCGACAAUGUCGGUUCUUUCUACGUUUAGCAAAUACCGGGAGGCCAUUGGGCUGCAAGUGGAGUCGUUCUUGAGGAGCAAUUACUUGGUCCUCGUUGGGGCUGCGGCUGUGUUGGUGUGCGCCUUGUUGUGGAGGAUCAUGUUUGGAAUUGCUAAUACCUUCGUCGGGAUCUCCGAGGGGAUGGCAAAGUACGGGUUCCUUGCCCUUUCAUCCGCUAUUGUCGCCUUUGCUUAUUCUUAUAUUUUAGUCCGUCCUCUGUAUGUAAAGGCCAUGAUAAGAACGAGACCUUACGGUUAGGAGGACGGCAUUUGGAUGAGUGUGUCGCCACUAAAUGCUUACCUUUUUGUCAACUGGUAUUGGAGCGCGAGGUUGAUUAUCCAACCAACAAUUGUUAUAAGCAAGGCAAGGACCUUGGAUUUCCUGA
This is a messenger RNA of Eucalyptus grandis, 1061 nucleotides long. RefSeq lists its product as uncharacterized. Gene Ontology annotation, cellular component: intracellular membrane-bounded organelle. Lineage: Eukaryota; Viridiplantae; Streptophyta; Magnoliopsida; Myrtales; Myrtaceae. Bases 215 to 934 code for a protein of 239 amino acids. The record is from RefSeq and is a predicted model, not a curated record. The transcript has 2 exons.